AUGGGCAAUAAAAAUAGUAAGAAUGGAAACCAUACAAUUCGAAAUAAGAAUAAUAAGGAUGGAAACUAUACAAUUCAAAAUAAGAAUAAACAACAAGAUUGUGUUAAUAGAGAUAUUGGUGCCAAUCAACGGCAUGAUUAUUGUAAUGAUCAUUUCCCAGCGCUUUCCUGUGCUUUCCGGCCGUUUCCCGCCGUACGUCCACGACCUGGGUUCAAAAAAGACGAAAAUGCAGAUGUUGAAAAUGAUCGUAAUAAAUUAUUGCCAAGUUGUAAUCAUCACAAUAACAAAUCAUUAAAUCAUACAAAACAUGCUGCACGACGAACCAUUAUAAAUUAUGAACGUGUAAUUGAUAAACCACUUACUGUUAACUCUAAUCUGAAGGCAUAUCGUAUUUAUAAAUCAAAUGAUGCAGGCAAUUAUGCCGUUUAUAGACCUUCACAUGAUAUCCAAAAUGCCAGAAUUGUACGACGUAAGAAUAAUCGUACAUCACAAAUGAAAAUUUAUGAUUCAGAAGAAUUUUUUUCUUGUGAAGAAGAAUAA
This is a messenger RNA of Rotaria socialis, 540 nucleotides long. Lineage: Eukaryota; Metazoa; Rotifera; Eurotatoria; Philodinida; Philodinidae. The record is from the annotation of a GenBank genome assembly.